GGUCAUCAUUGUGAUUGGCACUGUCUCUCAGCUGAGUCAGUGAGUCAGACUGCUGGGAGCAGAGUUUACAGCAUACUAAUGCUUCUGUCAAGCACUUUCCUGCACCAGCCCGAGCGCUGCAGCUAGCUCUCAUUAUGGGAAGUAGCUUAUCUAGAUUGAAACAUUAGCAUUGUAUUAGCAUUUAGAGGUUGCAUUUGUGUUGAUGGGAGGGUACGGCUUAGUGGAAAGGUCCACUCCGGCCUGUCUUCUCAUAUGCACUUAGGCUGCGCUCCAGAACAAAUGGAUAGAUUUUUUCCCCCUCGCUCACUCAAGACUCGGCUCUCCUGAGAUUUCUGAUCACCGAGGAAUUCAGACUAAGCCGUUUCUGAGCACAGAUGGAGGAGCAACAUGUGGAUGGACUGGAAAAAGCUUCUCUGGCCAACUGUGAUGUGGUCGUUGGGGGCUCAUCUCAGCUGAAAGGGAAGGGGAAGCUCUCCUCUUUAGGCAAAAUCUUCAAACCCUGGAAGUGGCGUAAGAAAAGAACCAGUGAUAAAUUCCAGGAUCUCUCCAAAGUGCUAGAGAGGAAAAUUUCCACUAGGCAGACGCGUGAAGAACUCAUCAGAAAGGGCGUCCUAAUUCCAGAUCAAGAGGAUGCGGUGAACACAGAGACUUUAAACGGACAUGCAGUCCCCAGUGGAGUUACUGAGGAGGUCAAAGUGGACAUCGAGUCUCCAGACACCCUCACUGAGGAGAAGACAGACCUUGUGCCAGAUACCAAUGAUGCAGAAGAAAAGAAAGAAAACAGGCCGAGCCCACAGGCCAGCCAGGCUGGAGCUCAGAAGACCACUGCAAAAAAGCAGCAGCCUGCAUCCGUCAAGCCCUCAGGUGGGGCCGCAGGCGCAGGGGGCAGGAAGGAUGGCAAGACAGCGGGUAAAAAGUUGCCAAAGGGCACCAGUAAACAAGCCGCCUCGGCUCCCCCACCCAAACAAACCCCACGAAACACCACCCGUGGGAAUGCUAAAACCCCCAAUCCUAAGAAAACCGGAACCGGAACACCCAAGAGUUCCUCUCAGACCUCGGGACAGGCCUCAACAGCGGGUGCCAAGAACCUCAAGGAGGGUGUCUCAGAACUGACUCCAGUAGACCCCAAACACGGCAAGAAAACCAACCGGUCCAAGUCCCCCCAGCCUCGUCCCAAAGCUCCAGCUGACCCGGACCAGGCGGGAGGAAGCACCUCAGCAAAAGACCAAAGGAACGGGGCCCUGGCCUCCAGCACAGAGGAGAAGGCAGUUAAGGAGACACCUCAGGUUUGUGAGGACGCUGCUAAGCAGCCAGAUUCUUCUGCAGAGCCGGAGAGAAGUCAGCCCCAUGUGAACAAAGCCACAGAGGAGACUUCUUUCACAGAGUCCUCGAAUGAACUGUCUUCAGUCACCACAGGAGAGUCUCCGAGCACAGAGAACACAGAGACACAGGGAGAGGGGAAGACUGCAGCAGAUGGCAAUCAACAGACUGAAGGAAGCCGAAAGCCACAGGGGGUGAAUGUGGAAAAUCCAGGAGUGACCGUUAUUCCUGAUAACAUUCGAGAGAGUCAGUCCACCGACUCCGACUCAGACGGGCCUGUCCUGUAUAGAGAUGAGGAAGAAGAGGAUGAAGAGGAUGAGUACACCUCGAGUUCUCUUGCCAGCAAAAUCCGCCGCAGAGACACGCUUGCCAUCAAACUCGGCAACAGGCCCAGCAAGAGAGAACUAGAGGAGAAGAACAUUCUUCCAAGGACGUCGGAGACGGAGAGGCAGGAGCUGCGGCAGCAGAUCGGCUCUAAACUAGUGAGACGGCUGAGUCAGAGACCCACGACUGAAGAGCUGGAGCAGAGAAACAUUCUGAAACAGAAGAAUGAGGAAGAGGAACAAGAGGCCAAGCAAGAAAUUAAAAGGCGACUUUCCAGGAAGCUGAGCCUCCGACCCACAGUGGCGGAGUUGGUGGCGAGGAGGAUCCUGCGUUUUAAUGAGUAUGUGGAGGUGACUGAUGCGAAAGAUUAUGAUCGGCGUGCUGACAAACCCUGGACCAGGCUGACCCCCGCUGAUAAAGCUGCUAUACGCAAGGAACUUAACGAGUUCAAAAGCAAAGAGAUGGAGGUUCAUGAAGAGAGCAAACAGUUUACCAGGUUCCAUCGGCCCUGAGGCGGUCUCCACCGCGAGCUUUCUGGACUGUGGCCUGUGCUGGGCUCUCUCUUCCUGUCCCUCCACUACGCUUCCUGCUGCGGGGCCAACAGUCGGGCUCCUGUUGCACACCGGCUAUCCUCUGGCGCUGGCUGCGCUUCGGCUGGCCUGUCUCUAGCCAUCGCCGUCAACUGCCCGGGGGGAGCGGAGCACAGCUGAAAUGCAGAGACACAAAGAGAGAGACUGCUGGACGAGAUUAAAUGUGAACGCAGACAGGUGCCUUGGUCUGUCCUGGGAUUUUUGUCGAGUGUUUUUUUUUUUUUUCUUCGUUCGUUUGUUUUUUUUUUUUUUUUUUGCACACACUAAGGACAGGACUUGUACAUUUCUUUUUUUUUUUUUUUUUUUUUACUUUAUUUACCAUGGCCAUCAUCGAAGAUUCACAUUUCGCCUCAGCCAUACUACGAUAUAAGGGACGAACGAACCAUUCCCACAGUAUUAGUCCUAAUCUACAGUGUGCCGAGGAUGUUCAUUUUUGUAUUUGCAGCUGUUUGCAGUUUUUAACGCAGUAAUACAGCAUAAGAGUCCCGCAAUAGCUCUGAAUAUUCAUGCAUGUGGAAAAAAAAAGCAUUUAAAAAAAAUCAUACUCACUUAAUUCUUACCAUUACUUUAAAACCAAGCUGAUAAAGAGAGAGACAUUUACACCAAUGAAACUGUUUGGUAGCCUUGUUGUUGUUGCUAUUGUUGUUAUUAUUAUUAUUAUUAUCAUUAUUAUAUACCAAGACUGGCAGUUUUUCCUGUUACAUGUUUUUAGACCAAAAUAGGCCCAAUAGAAACAUUGAUAUCUGUCUGUCUGACAGAUAUUCAUGACCAGACUAAAUGCAGCCUUGUGUUUUAACACUGCGGUUAAGUUUUUACUGCAUCACGGCCGUCUGAUUUUAUUCUUGCAGCCUCCAUUGAUUUGGCCAUUAGCUGAAUACCGCAUAAACUGCAUAAACAGGGCCAAAUCCACAGGCUUCAGUUUUAAGUGUCAGAACUGGACCCUGAAAAACAUGCUUGAAAUUUUAUUCUCCAUACAAAAAGAAAAAUUACACACAUUACUACACAGCAGAUUUAUAGGAUUUUUGCAUAACAUGAGUUAAUUGUGUUUCUUCUGCAUGUUGUCUCAACAAAUGGAACCUCAUCAUCCUUUCACUUCUGAUUUGGACCACUUUGUGUGUUUUUAUCAGAACAUGUGAAGCUAGUCAGGUUAAAUAAAGUGGAUUUGAGGAAACAGCAAAUCCAUUUUACAUAUUAGCUUUUCAGUAAAAUAUUAGCAUUGUUACAUUAUAUUGUCAGAUGCUGUGGGAUUAAACGUAGAGCAGAUCUAAAGUCAGAAUGAUGUUAUCAGACAUGUGAGUUUAUUGAGUGAGAGUAUUAUUUUAUCAUUGCAGACGUAUAUCCUGGAAAAUGUUUAAAUUAUUUUUAAUCAGUUGUUGUACAGAAUGUGCAUAUUAUACAUGUGAAUACAUCUAUUAUGUUGUGAA
Molecule: messenger RNA, 3658 nt
Organism: Astyanax mexicanus (Mexican tetra)
Lineage: Eukaryota; Metazoa; Chordata; Actinopteri; Characiformes; Acestrorhamphidae
Gene: phactr2
Product: phosphatase and actin regulator 2
Exons: 13
Coding region: 375-2156 (593 amino acids)
Biological process (GO): actin cytoskeleton organization
Molecular function (GO): actin binding
Source: RefSeq, a predicted model, not a curated record